GUGAUUACUGCUCCGGGGCCCUACCAGCUGCGGUUCAUGCCUCUCGUCCUGCAGCACCUGCAGUUGGCCCCCGGCCUUCUAAACCUGAACCUCCGCCACUGCGAGGCCGGCGAGUCCAACGCCACCACCGCGCUCAUCUCAGCGGCGGGCGGCGGCAGCGGCGCGAGCGCGUCCGCCGCGGCGGCGGGCGUGCUUGCACCGUGCCAGCGGUGUAGGCUAGGGAGCGUGAGCCUCGACCCGAACGCGGCGGGCGGCUGCAACCUAUGCGACGACGCAGAUCACGCCUUGUGGUGA
Molecule: messenger RNA, 294 nt
Organism: Monoraphidium neglectum
Lineage: Eukaryota; Viridiplantae; Chlorophyta; Chlorophyceae; Sphaeropleales; Selenastraceae
Exons: 1
Source: RefSeq, a predicted model, not a curated record